AUGGAAGUAAUUGGAGCUGCCGCCUCGAUCGCCACACUGAUCGAGGUAGCAAAGGUGGCAUUUGAGCUUCAGCACCGCUUUCAGGAAGCGCCAGAGAAAGUCAAGAAAUCCAUCCAUCAAGUCCACUAUCUUGCAAUCCUGCUGCCGACGCUGCUUGAAGUAAAAGAGAACAUUCAUGACGAGCGUGGCGUUGCGGAGGCUUGCGCCACGAUGCUGGAGGCGUGCCGCCAUGAAAUAGCCGCUCUCAAGGAUACUCUAGCCUCGAUCACAAAGGGCAGACAUCAUGGCCGAAUACAUUGGGUGCUCGUGGGCCAGACGAGGGCGAAGGAGUUGAUGACUGAAUUGGCCCAAGUUGAAAGCUCCCUGACCUUAGUGCUUAACAUGCUACAGUGCCAACGCUUACAGAUGCUUUCCGAAGUGACGGCAAAUCUGUCCCAGCAGAUGGCACUUGCCAAAAGGCUUGUGCAAAGGCCCAACUUUUGUUCAUGUUCUCACAUCGAACGCCCCUCCCGGGACGCAAGAGGCAGAAAAGGGGCUUUCAAUCAGAAAGGAACCUAUGUCAGUCGGCGGACAUUCGGCUGCGCCAAUCUGGCAACGGUAGCUGCGACCGUCGCGUCUCUGUGCCGCGAUGGAGACUAUACAUCCGUCUUGUCGCUCAAGCUGGAUCUGAUUUCGAAAUGGGGGCUUCAACUGGAGUUUUCUGGGUGGCUACCUGAGCUUCGAGUGGACAGAAUCUUGCUCAGCACGCGUCAAUUCGUUCCAAACAAUGACCCCUUCAUGUUGGCAUGUCAUGACGGCGACAUUGGGACUGUUCGAGAAGUUUUGUCGAAGAAUCCUGCCAGCGUGACCUUCUCAGACGAGUGGGAACGCACUCCUCUCUGCCUUGCCAUUGAAGGAGGGCAUGUCGACAUAUGCAAAGAGUUACUUGGUCGCGGAACCCGGAUCGACUCGACUUUCGGCCAGUACCAAACCCCAGCGGUGUCAUGGGCGCUGAAACUCCGGAAGUUGGAUAUUGCUCGCCUUUUGCUCUCCAAGGGGGCAUCGCUCGAGCAUCUAAGUGCUUGGGGGUGGUCACCCAUUUUUUACUUGUGGGCGGAGACGCGGCGACAUGAGGAAUCGUCCUUGUUUCUCGACAUCCUGCGAAGCACAGAUGAUUUCGACUGGCUGCAUCGAGGGGUUGUCGACACUGAAGGAUGGACAUUACUUGCUCGAUGCGCUGUCUACGGAGUCCCGAAGGACACAUUGACUCUUAUAAAAUACGGCGUCGAUCCGUCCGAAAGGGCUCCCGGGUCCGAAUGGACAGCCCUGCAUUACGUCGUCUACUAUGGCGUCGUCGACGCCUUCUUCGCCCUAUUCCCAAUCUUUCAGGAUCGCGCAGGUAUCGAGCUCCCCGACUCCAUCGGAUGGACAUUGCUCCACCUCGCCGUCGGAAACGGUAACGCUGCUGUCAUACGCCACCUGCUCGAGAACGGCGCGGAUUGGAAAGCCGAGACGUUGCCGUCUUACGACGAAGACAUACCUGAUUCGAUACAAGGGAUUCCGGCUUCUGCUGUCCAAAUCGCACUCGCCUACGGUGAACAGAGAUAUCUCGAUUUCUUGGACUUACUCGACGAGCUCGGCUUACUUGAGAACGAGGGCGAAGCUGACGAAGUCUGGUCUGAUGCUGUUUGA
Cladophialophora psammophila CBS 110553 is the source of this 1671-nucleotide messenger RNA. RefSeq lists its product as uncharacterized. The coding region runs from base 1 to 1671 and encodes 556 amino acids. NCBI's taxonomy places the organism in Eukaryota, Fungi, Ascomycota, Eurotiomycetes, Chaetothyriales, Herpotrichiellaceae. The transcript has 2 exons. The record is from RefSeq and is a predicted model, not a curated record. Gene Ontology annotation, cellular component: cytoplasm. Gene Ontology annotation, molecular function: protein binding.